AUUUAAAGUAUUAAUAUGCGAAAAAAAUAAAAAAAAAUUCAGGGGUUUGGGUCUGAUUGAUUUGCGAAAAAAAUUCAGCUGCCGUUUCAGGAUUAACUUUUCUGUUUGUCGCAUUGUUAUGAAGGUUUGUGUUCCUAAAUGUUUACAUUCUUUGUUUGUGCUUGGUGUGUUAUUGAGGUUGUUUGAUGGUAAAUACAAGUGUUUUGAUUAUGUCGAGUGUUUGAUCAUGUCGUGCAUGUUCAGUUUGAUGUAAAUACAUCGGUUUAAAUACAUCUUUUGGAAUAACUGUUAUAGAUCAUCACUUGCCUCUCAGACACUAUUCUCUUCACUUAGUUCAUCUCGAAAUCAGACUUAAUUAGAGGCAGUUGGUUAAUUAGAGGCAGAUGGAUGGAUGGAUGGAUGGAUGGAUGGACGGACGAACGGACGGACGGACGUACGGACGGACGGACGGACGGACAUUGGGAAAUCUAAAAGCCGGUUUAUAUGUAAUUGGCAUAAAUGUGAUACUUGUAAAAGAGCUUCAGAUUUCCAAUGCUAUUGCUGUCCAAAGAGUGUUUGCGGACGUUGUAUGAAAUCUGCCGAUUUUAUUCAUGUUAAAGGGAAGAAAGGAUUCUGUGAUCAAAGCUUGAAGCUUACACUACUUGUGGUAGAAAAGAAAGAUGUUGAUUCUGAUGGGGAAACUGUAGACUUUAACAAUCGGAACACGUACGAGACUCUAUAUAAGGAAUAUUGGGAGAUUAUUAAUGACGCUGAAAAGUUGACUCUUGAAGAACUAUUAUCCGCCAAAACAAAACUGAAAUCUGGAAAAAAUUACGAUUCAGACCAAAAUGACGAAAGUGAUGAGUACCAAUGUUCGGAUUCUGAAGAAAACGAAGAAAAGAAACCACAUAGUUCCGAAAAGAAAUUGAAAAGAGCAAAGCCUGAACCGUUAGGGAAAAAAGUCAAAACAAUAGUCAAAAAGGAAGUCAAAGUCAAACAAGGAAGAGUUCAUGGGAUGGGGAUCAACGCGUGUCAUUGAAUUUCUUACCUAGAUAGGAAAAGAUACAUCUAUUGCAUUAUCUCAACGUGAGCUAGAAAACAUCGUUAAAAGGUACAGCUAGGAAAUGAAUCUAAUCCAAAAGAACAAGAUAGUCGAGUGUGACGAAUGGUUACGGAUGAUGACUUCUCUGAGGAAGAAUGUCAAGAUUUAAAAAAGAAAGUGAAAUCCGGAAUGCUUCAAAAGCUUGAGUUGGUAAGC
This is a messenger RNA of Helianthus annuus (common sunflower), 1237 nucleotides long. Its product is annotated as zinc finger CCCH domain-containing protein 44-like. The record is from RefSeq and is a predicted model, not a curated record. The transcript has 4 exons. Bases 392 to 1018 code for a protein of 208 amino acids. NCBI's taxonomy places the organism in Eukaryota, Viridiplantae, Streptophyta, Magnoliopsida, Asterales, Asteraceae.